AUGACAAACAGUAAGAUGAAAGCAACCGAUACUAAAAACCAGAAUACAAAAUCAGUAAUUAAAAAGUAUAACAGUGUUUCAGACAAUUUUAUUAUUGCUUCUCCAAAAACAGUUAAAAAAAUACAUAUCUAUGAUUUUGAUAAUACUUUAUAUAAUUCACCAGCACCCAAUCCAAAUUUGCUAAAUAUGACUUUGUACAAUAUUAUCAAUUCACCUAAUCAUUUAGUUAACUCAGGUUGGUGGAGUGAAUCAUGUUUUUUAGAAGCAUCUAUUGAUGAAUGGUUGUCUUCUAAAGAAAAAGCGCAAAAAAAUGGUUUGUUUUCACCCACUGAAAAUGGAAACAUGGGAGAAGAAACGAUUAAUGUUGAAACUCUACAGGAAGACGACCAUUUACAAUCUAUGAAGGCUGAAAAUAUAACAAUAAUAAAUAGCAAAGAUCAGACACCAAUUGACAAUAUCACUGAUUCUACCAGUGUUCAUGAGCCUGAUACAUGUACUUGUGUUCGUUGUAAUGUUGAUGCUGAAUAUUGGAGCAGAAAUGUUGUUCAACUAUUGCGUUUGUCGUUAGCAGACCCUGAAACUUUAUCCAUUAUUAUGACUGGACGUAAAGAAUGUUAUUUUUCCAAAUUAUUCGAUAAGAUUUUAAGUAACCCAGUUUUUGGUGAAAAAAUUAGAGUUCAUGGUGUUUUCUUGAAAAAAGACGGAUUUGACUCUACACUUAAAUACAAGACUCAAGUGUUGCAUGAUUUAUUAGAACGCUAUUACAAAAAUGGAACAUUGAAGGAGCUAAUUAUGUAUGAUGAUAGAAUCAAUCAAAUCAAAAGUUUCAAAACCUAUUUAAUGAAUGCUGUUAGGGAUAGUUACCCUAAAUUAGUAUAUAACGUCAUUGCAGUUCCACCAAGCAUUAAAUAUUUGAAUAUAUGUGAAGAACGAUUAUUAAUUGAACAGAUAUUAGCUAAACACAAUGAUGCAGUUCUUCAAACAUGCAAAGAUGCCAAUGGAAAUGAUUAUUGUCGGUUUCAGUUAUGCGAAACUUUUUUGGGAACAUAUUAUCUAUUAACCCAAAAUAGUAUAAUGGAUGUAGUUGGAUUUACAGUCCGCAAAAUAGCUCAAGACAUGAAAAUCUUGGAUGUAUCUGAUUAUGCCUUUAAUCCAAUAGGAAUUUGUAUUAAAAUUGGUGGUAUAUUAAGCAACAAAGAAAUUGCUAAAAUUCUUGGGGGCAAAGAAGAUAUUGUAGAAGAAGAUUUAACUAAAGCAUAUUCAUUUUCUUCUUUUGCAGAAAAAUUUAAUUAUACCAAAGUAUUCAAAUGGAAAUUAGAAAAAUUUGGUAUCCAUAAUCAAACAAAUACUCUGGUUUAUGAAGUAAGUGCUGUCUAUGACAAAGAUACCAAGUAUAGACCUACUUUAUUUUCUAGUAAUGAGACUACUCCUGGAAAGAAAAUUUUAUUGGUAGUUGGUUCUAAAAGGAAAACUAAAUUGAAACUUGAUAAGGAUAAAGAUGAUUUAUGUAAUUUGUCCAUCAGGGUUAAAUAUUUAGAUCAAAGUAGAUCCUUUAAUUUUAAUCCACUGGAAAUGCAAGAUGAGAUAACUGAUUGGUAUGAUGUUUCACAAUAUAAUCAAACGAUUUCUACCAUUUUUGGACACGACUUUACGCUGAGUGUUAAGAAAAUUGAUAUUGAAUCAAAUACAAAUGGUAACGUUAAAACGAUUAAGCGAGUGCAUAGUAAUAAUCAAAAUGAAGAUAACAAAAAGAUUUAA
Molecule: messenger RNA, 1758 nt
Organism: Saccharomycodes ludwigii
Lineage: Eukaryota; Fungi; Ascomycota; Saccharomycetes; Saccharomycodales; Saccharomycodaceae
Exons: 1
Coding region: 1-1758 (585 amino acids)
Source: RefSeq, a predicted model, not a curated record